This is a messenger RNA of Amyelois transitella, 3800 nucleotides long. RefSeq lists its product as uncharacterized. The coding region runs from base 1388 to 3640 and encodes 750 amino acids. Lineage: Eukaryota; Metazoa; Arthropoda; Insecta; Lepidoptera; Pyralidae. The record is from RefSeq and is a predicted model, not a curated record. The transcript is spliced from 3 exons.
UGGGGGGUAGUAGUAAAAUAUCUCGUGUAUUUAUUUUUUCGUCAAACGCGCGAUUUUUAAACAAAUAUUAAGCGGCACGGCGCGGUCUUGACUCGCCGUUGCCAGGCAAAGAACGGAGGCCUCACGCGCAUGCGCCGCGCCGCCGCCGGCCGCCAGUUAUUCUCUUGUUUUGGCGCCGAAUACAUGCGUAAACCGUUACCGUUUUUCAUUAAAACAAUGUUUAAAGUAGGUGAUCUGUAUAAAGACCUUUUCGCCGAGUAUAAGAAAGGAAAAAAACCUAGUAUUGCUCAGAAAGAAUUUAAUGAGAUGUGGGCUAAUGCAAAACAAAAAUAUUCUACAAAACAAGAAUUUGUGAAGUGGGCGAAUGAUCUUCUAGCAGAUUACCGCCGAAAGCACCAAGCAAAGAAGUCUUCCAAUAUUCUCUAUUAUUGCUCUAAUUCUAAAAAGGUAAGCUAUUAAACUAGUAUUUGUCUGUUUAAGGGCGUUGUCCUAAUAAAUACGACUUCAUCUAUAGUUUACUAGCUGUUGCCCCGCGGCUUCACCCGCGACUUUUUUCAUAGUAACUUUCAUUUUUGAAAAAAAAAGUAGCCUAUGUUUGACCCCGGGUAUCAAACUAUUUCCAUACCAAAUUUCAUAAAAAUCGGUCCAGCGGUUUAGCCGUGAAGAACGGAUAGACAGACAGACUUUCACAUUCAUAAUAUUAGUAUGGAUUUGUAAUAUAAAUGUUAUUGUUAAGUCUUCCAACAUUUUUGAUAGGUAAUUUAAGGAAAAAAUAUAGAUAAAAUAUGUAUAGCGUACUUUAAGUAUUACUUAAAUCCAAAAGAUUUUUUUUUAUUUUUACAUUAUAAAAAAGUUAUUCAAAAAAUUUCUAGAUUUUUAAUAGUUUUAGCUAGUCAUUGGCGCACAGGAAUGUCAUUCCAUAAAAAAUGCUGAAUAAACAUCACGUGGCCCAUAUGCCUACAUAUCACCGAUCGCUGAACUCUAAAGAAGUAGGUGUAUUGAGCUGAGAACCAUGUCUAUGAGGCAUGGGUUUAUCUAACGUAAAAAAAACAAAAUAAACCGUAAGUCGCGGUGGUGGUUAUAAGGUGAAGGUUAUGUUACUAUUGUUACACAUUUUGCGCCUGUUUAUAUACUAAUAUCUUGUCGCUUUGUGAAAACUUACAACUAUUUAUGGAUCAUACCUACAUAUAAUUAUAUACACAUUAUUCUAGUGAAAAUGCGAGGAUUGUGCAUGGUUUGUGUGCCGUUUCGAACUCUUAUUUUAAUAAAAGAAAAAAUAACAUUACUGGACAUGGUUAAUUUGUUUGCACGAUAUUAUCUUUACUUUCACGAUAUUAAUUAAAUUAUUAAUUUUCAGAAUGCCAGCGAAAAUAAUUCUGUUUUGCCAAUGACAUCCAAUGAGCCAAAUCUACCUGUAAAACUUCCUACGCCUGCGAUAUGCGUCUUACCGAUCGGUACCGAAAUUACUGACGAAGGUAAUGUCACUACUAAAAGCACCUCAACAGGUGCUCGGAAACGUAAAGGUGAAGAUUUGGAUUGUAGCAACGAGAAUUCACCCGAUACACCAAGUACAAGCAGCUCUAUACUGCAGCCUGUACGUGCUACUCCUGCACAGGAUAAGUUGAAGAAUCAGAUUUCUCUUCUUCAAAUGGAAUUGGACUUAGCUGUUCGUCGUAGGGAUUUUCUGGGCGAAAAUGAGACACGUGAUGUGACGAAACUGCGCCGAGAAAUUGAUAAAUGCACAAAAGAACUACGGAAGAAGGAACAACAUAUGCGUCACUCCCAGUCACAUAGAUUAUCAAUAAAAUCAAAGAUUAAACUUGCUUGCAAUCAGAGUCCGAUUGUAGCUGAUCUUCUUAAGGCGCGUUCUGCCCCAGGUCGCCCACGCCUAGAAGAGCAACAACCGCAAUUGCUAAAAACUAUAGUCGAUUUGGCUAUGUUUGGUGCUUCUGCGGAGGAACGGCGUCGCUCAGAAAUUGUUCGCAGUUGCCGAACACUUACUGACCUCCAUGAAAAGCUAAAGGAGCACGGAUUUCAAAUUUCGAAGAGUGGCACGUAUCUUCGAUUGCUCCCUAGAAAUUAUACCACCUUGGAGGGUAAAAGGCAUGUAGUCACUGUGCCUGUCAAAUUGAGUCGCCCUGAGGCAGAUCACCACAAGGCUCAUGUCGAUCAACAUUUUUGUGUCGCCACAAUAAGAUCCUUGGAAACGCUGGCAUCUAUUCUCGGGCCAAAACAAGUGUUUUUUUUGUCUCAAGACGAUAAAGCCCGGGUACCUAUAGGUUUGACAGCGGCAAAUAAACAAGCUCCUCUCCUGAUGCAUGUCGAAUAUCGUGUCUCAUUGCCUGAUCAUGAUUGGGUGAUUGCUACAAGGCACAAAUUGAUCCCUAGUGUAUAUGCUGGGUGCAUCAUAAAAGGAAAUGACAUGGGCCGUGCUGAAGCAAUUACUUAUUCAGGGCCAACAUACGUGGCGAUUAGAAGUGGCAAACAUUCCUCUUCGACAGCUUCCACUCAUGCUGUGGACUUCAAUAAGCUUGCUACACUCAACAAUUUCAAGGAAAUUAUGCGGGAUGAAGAAGGACGCCUGAAACCAGUUGUUCUGAUUUCAUCUGAUGGAGGACCCGAUGAAAACCCGAGAUAUCCAAAGGUUAUUUCCCAUGCCAUACACCACUUUGUCAAGCAUGAUUUAGAUGCAAUAUUCAUUUUUACGAAUGCACCCGGCAGAAGCGCAUUCAACCGUGUUGAGAGAAGAAUGGCGCCUUUAAGCCGGGAAUUAUCUGGACUCAUACUUCCGCAUGAUUCUUAUGGAACUCAUUUGGAUGAACAAGGGAGAACAAAGGAUCAUGAUCUCGAAAAAAUGAACUUUCAGAAGGCUGGAGAAGUUCUCGCAGAAGUAUGGAAUAAUAUGGUUAUCGACGGCCAUGACGUCGUAGCAGAGUACCUUAAGCCCGAUGACACUGCUGAAAGCUUUGUUCCAGACUUGCCUUCUCUGCAGUGGUACAGCGAGCAUGUGCGAGAGAGCCAGUAUUUGCUUCAGGUGGUAAAGUGUGAUGACCGCGCUUGCUGUGGAGAUUUGCGGAGUUCUCUUCGAUCUAUUCUUCCUGAACGCUUCGUUAUUCCUCCUUACCCAAUUUUGCAGUCGUCUAGUGGUCUAUAUAUUCCGAAGCCUCAAGAGCAUGAUGGCAAGACGUUUGCUACAUUUCUUCUGCGUCGGUCUCUUGGAAUCACCCCAACGCAUGAUGGCUUUAACAAAUUGCCGUAUGACCUGUAUUGCCCUAGUCUGCAAAAGGAUCGUCGGCAACUUUUGGAAAGGACGUGCCAGUGGUGUGGAUUGUACUUCUGUACAAAGAAGAAAGUUAAGGAACAUGUAAAUUCAUGUCACAAGCAACCUAAUCCGAGCAGCAGUAAUAGCGUAGAGAUGCACAAUGUUCGUCCUUCACGCAUCCUCACGCGACGAUCAAUCGGCAGAUCGAAAGAAAUUCUGUGCGUUGUGCGCGAAAAUGAUGACACCGAGUGGCUUGAUGAAACCGAUGUUGAUUUUCAACAAAGCACAGUACCAACAACUGACCUGCAAGAUGCUUAUCCAGUUGUUAGUGUUGAAGAAUGUCUUGCUAAUCCAUGGUCCGAGGACAAUAUACAUUAAACAUACUCAUAACAUGUUUUUCCAAUGAUUACACUCUUCAUUUCUAUUAUUGUUAUGGCAAUAAAAAAAAAAACUUGCAACCUGGUGUAGACAUUUUUAUUAUGGUCCUUAAUUUCAGAAUAAAAUAAGAUUAUAGUUUGUACCUGUAUUUAAAUUAAGA